GGCGACCCCGUGCGCCGCGACGACCUCGUCAUCAACCGCGCCAAGAAGGACAACCCCGACGACCAGAUCUACGUCUUCUUCCCGAACGAGCCCAAGCCCGGCACGAAGGUGGUCACCAGCUACGCCGACAAGAUGGCGCAGGAGAACGUCCCCAAUGGCAUACUCGUAGUGCAGCAGGCGCUGACCGCCUUUGCCCGCAACAAACUGAUCGAGACCGCUAAAUUCCGGCUCCAGGUCUUCCAGGAAGGGGAGCUUCUUAUAAACAUUAAGAAUCACGAUCUGGUUCCCGAGCACGUGCUCCUCACACCGGAGCAGAAGAAGACGCUGCUGGAGAAAUACACCGUGAAAGAAACUCAGCUGCCUCGCAUUCAAUAUACGGAUCCAAUAGCAAGAUACUAUGGCAUGAGGCGUGGACAGGUCGUGAAGAUCACCAGGCCCAGUGAGACUGCUGGAAAAUAUGUGACAUAUCGCUAUGUUGUCUGAGCUCCACUACAUUCUUGAGGGUCAGAGAUGUUCUGCAAGCACUGCCAGUUAAAAUGCUUCCUCCCAUGCUAGCUCCUCAGUAGUAGACUCUUGUUUUCUCGAGGAACAGAAGUACUUUCUGAACCGCCUUAGUGCUCUGUCUUUACAUCCACUUGUCAAUUUGGCAUGACUCUGUUAGCUAGCAUCUAGACACAGAUUUCAGUAGUUUUCUUUUUCUUUUUCGACACAGCUAAAUAGCUCUUUGCUACCCGAAAUAGUCGGUCUAAUUCGCGGAGUUCAACUUAGUGCUCCUGUAUUUAUAUCUGAAUGGUAUGAGCAUGCCUUCUGGGACCGUUGUUUA
Messenger RNA from Triticum urartu, 823 nucleotides. Its product is annotated as DNA-directed RNA polymerases II and IV subunit 5A-like. Gene Ontology annotation, molecular function: DNA binding. Gene Ontology annotation, biological process: transcription elongation by RNA polymerase I; transcription by RNA polymerase II; tRNA transcription by RNA polymerase III. NCBI's taxonomy places the organism in Eukaryota, Viridiplantae, Streptophyta, Magnoliopsida, Poales, Poaceae. The record is from RefSeq and is a predicted model, not a curated record. Gene Ontology annotation, cellular component: RNA polymerase II, core complex; RNA polymerase I complex; RNA polymerase III complex.